AUGUGGACACUAGUUCUUGCCAAAGCUUUCCUAGGAUGCUCUUAUCACAUUUUCUCGUUCACAAAUUUAUACUUCGAAUAUCCUUUUGUUGUAAGUCUGCAGAAAAAGGAAAGAAGCAGGGAAUAUUUUCCUACUGUCACAAUCUGCAAUUUGAAUCGAAUGAAGUUGGAAUUCGGAGUGAAUUCAUCGAAGUAUCAAAAUAGUGAUGACGAAUUAAGUAUCAGUUCUCUCCUACAAUCAGAGAAAAGAAGUCUCACCACACGAAACAAAACUGAUUCGAAAACUCAACAGGAUUUUCUUGCGAACUACUUCAAACUGAGUCCUAAAAUCCGACAAAACUUCGGAUAUCAUUUUAACGAAGUUGUUAUAAGUUGUUCAUUCAAUUUCAAGCACUGCAAAUUUCGACAUAAUUUAAAUAUGCGUUACGGAAAUUGUUUUACUUUUGAUGGCGUAAAUGGCAAUUUUAAAGAUCCGCUAAAUUCAAAAUCCGUCGGCCUAAACAACGGCUUGGAAAUGAUUUUAAAGGUUGAUCCGGUACAGUAUCUUCCAAUAUCCCAUACGGUGGGAAUGAGAAUUGUUAUACAUGAUCCGUCUAAUGAACCGAAUCCUGAAUACAGAGGAAUCACUAUAGCACCUGGUUUCGAAACGCAUGUCUCUUUAAAACAGAAAGAGAUUCACAGACUGCCCUUCCCCUAUAAGGAUAAAUGUGUUUUGUAUGGAAGUGAAGAACAGCCUCUGGUGAGAAGUCGAAAACAGUACACAGAAUCUUGCAUUCAAGAAUUCAACUUCGCAGCAUGUGAUUGUAUAGAACCCACUUUCUGGACAACGGCAAAGUAUAAACAUUGCGAUACGGUAAACUCUACACAAGCUACUUGCCUCGAUAAUUUGAUAAAAGAUCUUGCCGUUGAAGGGACAAACUGUCAAUAUCCGCCUGCAUGUGUUUCAAUAUUCUACGACGAACAAAUAGCAAAGGCCCUUUGGUCUUCAAAGGCAUAUUUCUUCAAGAAGCACAACCAUUCUGAAAGUUUUUUCAAAAAAUACAGAAAAUCUCACGCGAAAGUUCGCAUUCUCUUCUCAAACCUAGAAAAAUCUAAGUAUGAGCAAAAAGCUAAAUUCUUGAUUCCCGAGUUGUUAAGUUGUUUGGGUGGUGAAAUUGGACUCUGGCUUCGAAUCUCUUUGCUUGUUUUAAGUGAAAUUAUUUAG
Molecule: messenger RNA, 1203 nt
Organism: Argiope bruennichi
Lineage: Eukaryota; Metazoa; Arthropoda; Arachnida; Araneae; Araneidae
Product: degenerin-like protein unc-105
Exons: 1
Coding region: 1-1203 (400 amino acids)
Biological process (GO): sodium ion transmembrane transport
Cellular component (GO): membrane
Molecular function (GO): ligand-gated sodium channel activity
Source: RefSeq, a predicted model, not a curated record